Molecule: messenger RNA, 939 nt
Organism: Carcharodon carcharias (great white shark)
Lineage: Eukaryota; Metazoa; Chordata; Chondrichthyes; Lamniformes; Lamnidae
Gene: atp5mf
Product: ATP synthase membrane subunit f
Exons: 6
Coding region: 99-584 (161 amino acids)
Biological process (GO): proton motive force-driven mitochondrial ATP synthesis
Molecular function (GO): proton-transporting ATP synthase activity, rotational mechanism
Source: RefSeq, a predicted model, not a curated record
CUUGCGGGACGAUUAUGGGUAAAGGAGGAGGAUUCAAACCCAGGUGCCCAGAGGUUAACCCUGGGUCUCUGGAAUACUAGUCCAGCGAUAAUACCUCUAUGCCACCACCUCCCCUGCAGCCAGGGGCAACAGUUUCUCAGUCUUCUUCCAAACACCAGAGAAAACAAGCUCAUUCUACUCAAUCUGUCACCGUCAGACAACCCUCUCAAGCCAAAAAGCGAUCUAUUGAGCUCUCCUUGCCCUCCCUCCAAGUGCCACUUGUCAAGCGGAAACUGCUGGAUUUGAAGGUAGCAGAGGUUCCUAUCUGGACUAUACAUCGACUCCUAUCUCCAAAAUCUAUCUUUCAUGCUAUCUGCAGAAGUAAGUGUGAUUCAGGCCAUGAUGCAUAUUACAAGAAGUAUAUCGAUGUGAAGAAGGGCGGCAUUGGUGGCAUUUCAAUGUUCCUGAUGGGCUAUGUUAUCCUCAGCUACAUUUGGAGUUUUGACCACAUUAGCCAGCACUCCAGAAUUGUCAUCCCCUCCCGGCUGGAUCAUCCGUCAAUGUCGGCAGGAAAACAUGCUGACGUGUUUCACAGCAGUACAUAAAAGGCGUGCACUUGGCGGGCUGCACCUUGAGGGAACUUGGAGAGCAAGAUCGCUGGAGGAAGUACCACUAAGUGGUCUGCUAAUACAUCACAGCUCAAAAUCACGAUAGAAGGUGACGUAAUCUCUCAGCUGGACCAGUGAAUUGCAACUGUUUGUUGAAUGUUUAUAUUGUUUUUGUGUUUUUUACACCAGUUGAUAACAAGUAAAACCCAUUGCUAAUUGCCUUUUCCUUUUGCCCUGUUGUCCUGUAAUGAAGUAUGAAUCAUCAAAACCCCAGUUAUUUGUUUUAAGAAUUAAAUGUGUUGCUGGAUUUGGCUUCUUUAGAGGUUUAAUUAUUAAAGGAAUAUAAAACACU